ACUCCAACGACAAGUCCCGGGCGCGUCUCUGCUUCCUAUUUAGCUGCAGCGGGGCAUUUUUUUUCACCCCCCACCCCCCUCAAAAAAAAACGAUCCUGCGCAGUUUUAGCCGGCGUUAGUCACGCUGCAAAGCCGCUCAGCUGCUCCGGCGCCGCGCUCGGUCGGUGCAGCUCUGCCCGGCCUGCUGCGCAGAGACGGAGGAGCCCACGGCGAGCGGCGGCUAACGGUGCAGCCACCGAGCCGCUUGCCCGUGAACUUUGGCACAUUUCGGAGCCAUGUGCAGCCCGCUGUGCGCGCGGAGCAGCGGCAGAGCCGUGUCCGCGGUCUGCUGGGGGCGCAGAGGCGCAGACGCACUUUCAGGAGUUCGCUCGGUUCCGAGGCGCCUCAUCAUCGACACGUCCUACUCCGCGCACUUCAUGGAUUUCAAAGGAUCCUCCAUACCGAGCAGCAUGAAAAAGCUGGUCGUAAACAAGCUGAGUCCCAAUUUCCGGGAGGCCGUUCGUGCGCGCGCCGUCGCCGUCCCGACCCCCGCAGACACCGAGCUGCUCGUCAGGAAUCGCUUCGUUGGAAUCAAUGCCUCUGAUAUAAAUUACACGGCUGGCCGCUAUGACCCGUCAGUGAAGCCUCCAUUCGAUGCCGGGUUUGAAGGUCUUGGAGAAGUGGUCGGCCUCGGCCUCAGUGCCAGCUCUGCCUUCACUGUAGGGGACACUGUUGCCUACUUCGGAAGUGGCGCGUUUGCCGAGUACACAUUGGUUCCGGCCAAAGAAAGUGUGCCCGUCCCCUCGGUGAGGCCGGAGUUCCUCACCCUCCUGGUUAGUGGUGCCACAGCUUACAUCGCCUUGAAGCGCUUGGGCGACCUCGCCAAAGGCGAGACGGUCCUGGUCACUGCGGCUGCAGGAGGGACGGGACAGUUCGCUGUCCAGUUUGCCAAGCAGGCCGGCUGCCAUGUCAUCGGGACCUGCUCGUCGGAUGAGAAGGCGGGCUUCCUGAAAUCAAUCGGCUGUGACAGACCAAUCAACUACGUCACCGAAGAUCUGGCCAAGACACUGAAGAGAGAGUACCCAAAGGGUAUAGACGUAGUCUACGAGUCCGUGGGAGGCAGCGUUUUGGAGCUUGCAGUCAACUGUCUGGCCAAUAAGGGCCGGCUGAUCAUCAUAGGCUUCAUCUCGGGGUACCAGACUCCAUCGGGGAUCCCACCUUUCGGAGGAGGAACGCUGCCGGUCAAGCUGCUCCAGAAGUCAGCCAGCAUUCGGGGCUUCUUCCUCCCCCACUUUCUCGGCGACUACAAGGAUGCUCUGAGCAGCAUGAUGCAGAUGUUUGCCAAGGGAAAGCUGGUGUGCGAGGUGGACUGUGGGGAUUUGACAACGGAGGGGAGAUUUGUAGGCCUGGAGUCCGUUUUUCGGGCUGUGGAUUACAUGUAUGCGGGGAAAAACCUGGGAAAGGUGGUGGUGGAGCUAACACCACCCAAUAAUAAUAGUAAGCUGUGAUUUAUUUGAUUGACAAAGCACCAAAACAAUCAAACCAAACUUUAAAAGAAAAUUGUCGAUGAUCUAACACGUGGCUCUUUAUUUUUAUGUUAUGACUGAUAAAAAUGACGAUAAAAUCCAUAGUAAAAUAAACACUUGCUCUGUAGAAGUGUUUUUAUUCAUAUUUUCUUGAAUAUUAAAUCAACUAUUUACAUCA
Molecule: messenger RNA, 1683 nt
Organism: Oryzias latipes (Japanese medaka)
Lineage: Eukaryota; Metazoa; Chordata; Actinopteri; Beloniformes; Adrianichthyidae
Product: prostaglandin reductase 3
Cellular component (GO): mitochondrion
Molecular function (GO): zinc ion binding; 15-oxoprostaglandin 13-reductase [NAD(P)+] activity
Source: RefSeq, a predicted model, not a curated record